This is a messenger RNA of Schistosoma rodhaini, 4782 nucleotides long. The record is from the annotation of a GenBank genome assembly. Lineage: Eukaryota; Metazoa; Platyhelminthes; Trematoda; Strigeidida; Schistosomatidae.
ACUGUCUAACACUUCUUCCUUCAAGAAAUCCUCCUCUCCCCGACCCUCCCCCCUACACACACAUCCACAUCCACACACACACAUACGUAAAUGUGCAUCAAAUGUAAAAUAUUACAAUUUAUUAUUGUAUAAUUCAAAUCCAUUUAAUGUUGAUAAAUUAAACAAACAAUUGAGAAUGCUUAAAAAUACAAUGGAUUAUCAUCAACCUCUAAAUCAUCCUCAUCAUCAAUCUCUACAUAAAUCAUUACCGUUAAUAACGUCCAUAUCACGAACAUCUACACUGAAUACUUCUUCUUCUUCUUCUAAAUAUUCCAUAAAAUAUGGUUAUAAUCAUAAUCAUUUACAUAAAUUAUCAAAUAAAUUUAAAGUAAAUCGUAUGAAAGAUGUUUCACUAUCAUUGAAUCGUUUAACAAAUAAACGUAAAUCAGUUACAAAUCAUACACAUAGAUCAAUGAAACAAAAACGUUUCACAAUGUAUCCAUUAUCUAUUUCUUCUUAUGGUUCUUCAUCUAUAUCAAAAUCACCAUCACAUACAUCAACAUCAUUCAUAGAAGAUUGUUCAACUGGAGAAAAUGAUGAUAAAUAUUCAACAGCAUUAGAAGAUAUAGAAGAAGAAGAAGAAGAACAACAACAACAACAACAACAACAACAAGGAUUAUUAUGUAAAUCUUUACAAAAUCAUAUAUCUCCUAGUAGUAUAAACUCAACAACCAGUUCACUAACUUGUAAAAUCAUCACAGAUCACUAUGACAAUCAAGAUAAACUAAUACAUGACAUGAAUUAUCAAAAUUCAUUUUUGAAAUUAUCUAGAAAAGCAUCAGCAUUUUCAAUUGAAUCGAUCAUUUCAAAGAAACAUAAACAAAUUACAAAUUGUAAUGGAAUUAUUAACUAUGAAGUAAUGCAUAGUGAUGAUGAUCAUUAUCAACAGCAACAACACCACCAACAACAACAUGAUGUUAAAGAUUAUGAUCAGGAUUCUUUAAAUUCACAACUUUCUUCAUCAAUUAAAUAUACUGAUGAUCAAAAAAGUAUCAUAAAUCAUAAUCGAUUAGAAAAUCAAUCAUUAUCUUAUUUAUCUAGUCCAAUAUCAAAUGAUUCUUCAAAAAGCCCUUAUCACUCAUUACAAUCAAGUAUAAAUCAAAAGUCUUAUAUGAAUGAAAAUGAGAUCAAGGAAGAAACAGAAAAGAAAUCAAAUCUAAAUGAAGAAUUCCCAAUACCUAAUGAAUUGAAUACCACGAUCAGUGACUUUGACGAUGUUGCUGAUGAUGAUGAUGACGGGGAAGUACUAAACAACAUUCAUUGUCUUUCAUCUGUAACACCAUUAAAUCUUUCCAUAGACAAUAAACUUAUCAAUAGAAAUAAUCAUGAUAAUUGUACAUUUGAUCUAAUCAAACCUGCUAUAAGUUUGUCAUUUCCUUUUCAAUAUUCUAGUUACUAUGAUAAUUGUCAUCCAAUAACUAAUAUCAAUAUGCAUAAACCGGAAAGUCAUAUAGGCGACUAUUCAAGCAAUACUGUAACAACGGUAACAACAACGAACUGUAUUUAUACUAAUGAUGAUAUUUAUUAUCCUAUUAAAGAGAAUGAUGUAAUAAAUAAUCGGAAAACUCAACAAUUUCCCACUCGACUUCAUAUCAUGAAUAAUUCAAACAAUAAUAAUAAUGAUAGUAAUAAUAAUGGGAAGAAAUCUAAAGUGAAUCAACAAAUUGAUAUGGAAUCCAAUUCAAUAGAAUGUAUUUGUAAUGCUACAACGACUACUACUACUACUACUACUACUAUCACUAAUUCAUCUGUGAAAUCUAGACGAACCAAAUGUCCGAAAUCAUUGAAAUACACACAACUUAAUUGUUUAAAUCAACCUAGCAAUACAUCCAGAUCAGAGGAAUCACAUUUGUCUAAUACUCAAUUUACAAUGAAAUGGUCAGAUGAUGGUAAACAACAAAGAACUCAAAAAUUAAAAAUGUUAGGAAAUGAUAAACUUGCACAAAUUAAAUGUCGUUUAGAAACUAAAGAGUUAUGGGAGAAAUUCAAUGAAUUAGGCACUGAAAUGAUCAUUACAAAAUCUGGCCGACGAAUGUUCCCUGUAAUUCGUGCAUCAUUCAGUGGAUUAGAAUCUGAAGCGAAAUAUUUAGUAUUAAUGGAUAUUAUACCAGUUGAUUGUAAACGAUAUCGUUAUGCAUAUCAUAGAUCAAGUUGGUUAGUAGCUGGUAAAGCAGAUCCAGAAUUACGUUUAAGACAUUAUGUACAUCCAGAUUCACCAUUUACUGGUGAACAAUUAAUGAGACAAACAGUAUCAUUUGAAAAAUUAAAAUUAACUAAUAAUGUAUUAGAUAGACAAGGUUAUAUUAUAUUAAAUUCAAUGCAUAAAUAUCAACCAAGAGUACAUUUAAUUCAGUUAGCAACUAAUUAUAAUGAUAAUAAUAAUAAUCAAUUUAUUAUGAAUUCAUUAUUAACAUCAACAUCAUUACCUAAAUCAUUAGAUAUAUUACCAAAUGAUAAUAUUAAAACAUUUACAUUUCCUGAAACUAUUUUCAUUGCUGUUACUGCUUAUCAAAAUCAAUUAAUAACGAAACUGAAAAUUGACUGUAAUCCAUUUGCUAAAGGAUUUCGUGAUUCUUCACGUCUUACAGAAUUUGAAAGAGAAUCUAUGGAGACAUUAUUAGCACAACAAGCUGUAGCAGGUUCAAUGGUUACUGGUAUACCACAUAUAUUUAGUUUACAACCACCAACAUCAUCAACACAAGUAGCUGGUCUAAAUGGAAAUCAUCAAUGUAAACAAAUGUCUAAAAAAGAUGUUUUACAUGAUCUAGAUCAUUAUAGAUCAAUCAAUAAUGAUACUAAUUUAUGUAAAAUAUCAACUGGAUCAAUGUUUACACCUAGAAUAACAACUAAAACAUCAAUAUUACCAGUACCAACAAUGUCCAAUCUACUUCCUUCAUCAAUACAACAUCCUUCUAAAUCAACAAGCUCACAUUAUACUCAUCAAGAAGCCCAAUUAAUUCCUACAAUAAAUGAACAAGAAAAUCAAAAUCAUUCAUUUCAACACUCUUUAGAUCCAAUUAGAGAAAAUCUUCUUUCAUCACAACAUAAUGAAAGUCAAUUAAAUGAUUCCAAUAAAUUAUUAUCAUUAUGGCGUCAAAAAUUUAUUGAAAACACUUUUACAACAUAUUUUAAUCAAAUUUUACAAGAGUAUAAUAUGAAUAAUUUAGAUUAUCAAAAUGGAGAGAGUUUCAAAUCAUCGACAUCUAUAUCAAAUUCAUAUUCAAUACAACCAUCUUCGUCAACAUCAUCAACAUCAACAUCGUCAUCAUCAUCGUCGUCGUCGUCGUCAUGUACAUCAUCAUUAUUAUCACCACAAAUCUCAUCAUCAUUAUUAUAUAAUCUUUAUCCAUUGAAAUUAAAUCAUACACAUUCCAAUUUAAAUCUUUUACAAGAUCAUUAUAAUUUAUUAAAAAUAAAUGAAGAUAACAAUCAUAGAAAUGAUCUUCCAUAUUCAAUAAAUCAUCUACUUAUUAAUCAAUUAACAAAUGCUUUACAUUUAAAUGGAACAUCAUUGGAUUCAUUGAAUAGUGAUAAGAACCAGUGUGAUUUGUUAAAAUCAACUGAUAUAGACAACUAUUCUGCUGUUACUACGACUACUACUACUACUACUAGUAAUAGUAAUAGUAAUAAAGAAUUAACCUUACAAUCAACACCAUUCAUAACAGAUUGGACAAAAUGGACUAAUGUAAAUCUAUUAAAUACCUUGAAUCAAAUUUGGAAAUCUCAAUGGAAUACAAUGAAUAUAGAAGAAUAUAAUAUCAAUGAAAAUAAUCCAUUAUAUUCAAAAGAUUUAAAAGAAUUAGCACAGUGUAACAAUUAUAUAGCAAAUCAAGUUACCAUAGAUACUACUAAUUAUCAACAAUCGAUGAUUUGGGAAAAUUUAAAAAAAUCGAAAUUAAUCAAUUCUGAUAAUAAUUGGAUUAAUAAAAAUCAUCAGAUUAAUAAUGAUCCCCUAAUCAAUAAUCUAUAUAAUUCUAAUGAAACAGAAGAAGUAAUUAAAAUAUUACCAACAGAUUCAAUAACAUCGAUUACGUAAUUGAAUGAAAAAAAUUUUUUUUUAUUUUUUAUUUUUCAAGUUUUACAUGUUAGUUCAUUUUGUGAAAUAUUAUUAUGUAAUGAUAUGUAUGAAUUUGUAUAAAACUUAUCUAUAAUUCAGAUUAUUUUAAAUCAUAUAUAUAUACUACUACUAUUACUACUACUACUACUACUAACACUACUAAUGCCACUUUUAUUAUUAUUAUUAUUAUUAUUACUGCUCCUACUACUACUGCUACUAUCAUCACUACUAAUACUAAUACUACUACCACUAAUACUAUUACUAAUACUACUAUCACUAUUACUACUACUACUACUACCAUUACUAAUAAUACCACCACUACUACUACCACCACCAUCACUACUACUAACACCACUACUAUUACUAUUACUAAUAUUGCCACUACUACUACUACUACUACUACUACUACUAACACUACUAAAACUACUACUAAUGUAAUUAUGACUCUGAUUAUUAAACAUCUUACAAUUGAAUCAUAGUUUCAAAAUCGGCCAACUUUUAAUCUUCAUAUUUACCAUCAUGACUGUAUUACAUCAUUUUGAAUUAAUCUUUAAUUCAAUUUUGAAUGAUCUAGAAAUUAUUAAUAUUCAUUUUUAAAUGAAUCAUUUGUAAUUUAUUUCAUUUUUAAAUUCUUUAUAAUUAAUAUUUAUGUAAAUAAUGAAUUAUAAUGUGUUAGAUUCAUUGAG